CACCUACUUUCCCCUGGAGCCAGUUUAGAAGAUUUCACAUUAAUUAUGACAGAUUUCCUAACCUGUCAUACUUAUUAUCUUUAACAAUUUGUUUCUCGCUUUGUAGAGUCGAGUGACGAUUUUAACUUUCAGAUUCGGCUUCUACACGUCAAAAUAUACGAGAUAGCGGAACAUUUACAGGUGUAAACAUCUGAUGAAGUGAGAGCCAAAUAUGGAUUUCCAAAAUCGUCCAGGCGGCAAAACCGGUGGCGGUGGCGUUGCCUCCUGGUCGGAAAGCAAUCGCGAUCGCCGAGAGAGAUUACGUCAACUCGCUCUGGAGACCAUUGAUUUGAAUAAAGACCCAUACUUUAUGAAGAAUCAUUUAGGCUCAUACGAGUGCAAACUAUGUCUCACUUUGCACAACAACGAAGGCAGUUACCUGGCGCAUACUCAGGGUAAAAAGCAUCAGGCCAAUCUAGCCAGACGAGCCGCGAAAGAAGCAAAAGAAGCACCUCAAACUUUGGCACCAGAGAAACCUAGAGUGGAGCCAAAAAAAUUUGUAAAAAUUGGUCGCCCUGGUUAUAGAGUCACUAAGCAGCGUGACCCGGAAUCUGGUCAGCAAAGUUUGUUGUUCCAAGUAGAUUACCCAGAAGUAGCUGACAAUGUAAUCCCACGACAUAGGUUUAUGUCAGCUUAUGAACAGAGAGUUGAGCCACCAGAUCGUAAGUGGCAAUACCUGCUAUUUGCUGCUGAACCAUAUGAAACUAUUGCUUUUAAGGUGCCCAGUAGAGAAGUAGAGAAAGCAGAAGGCAAAUUCUGGACUCAUUGGAACAAAGAUACAAAACAGUUUUUCUUACAAUUUGCAUUUAAGAAUGAGAAACCUGUGGGUAAAGUACCACCACCACCACCAGUCCCUUUGAUACGACCAGGACUAGGUCCAAUGGUGCCUGUUCCGCCGCCUCCGCCUAGACCACCAAUGUUCAAUCCAGUGCCACCACCACCAGCUCUAUUGGCUACUGGAAUGCAAAUACCGCCACCACCACCGCAUUUAGCAUAAGACUCAAAAGGAUAAGUUUGAUGUAUAAAAUAUAAUUUAUCCAUAACAGCGAUAAUUAUUCGUAG
Harpegnathos saltator (Jerdon's jumping ant) is the source of this 1101-nucleotide messenger RNA. RefSeq names its product splicing factor 3A subunit 2. Bases 212 to 1036 code for a protein of 274 amino acids. Gene Ontology annotation, cellular component: U2 snRNP; U2-type prespliceosome; catalytic step 2 spliceosome. The transcript has 3 exons. Gene Ontology annotation, biological process: spliceosomal complex assembly. The record is from RefSeq and is a predicted model, not a curated record. Gene Ontology annotation, molecular function: nucleic acid binding; zinc ion binding. NCBI's taxonomy places the organism in Eukaryota, Metazoa, Arthropoda, Insecta, Hymenoptera, Formicidae.